This is a messenger RNA of Aspergillus ruber CBS 135680, 1239 nucleotides long. RefSeq names its product putative translation initiation factor eif-2B. The transcript is spliced from 2 exons. Lineage: Eukaryota; Fungi; Ascomycota; Eurotiomycetes; Eurotiales; Aspergillaceae. Gene Ontology annotation, molecular function: S-methyl-5-thioribose-1-phosphate isomerase activity. The record is from RefSeq and is a predicted model, not a curated record. Bases 102 to 1196 code for a protein of 364 amino acids.
UCGGUUUUUUGCAUCUGCGUCGCGGUUGUUGCAAGAGAAGGAAACAAAAGAAACAGAAGACACAUUGCGCAGGUUUGCUCUAUGUUUUGUGGUCAAAGCAGAUGCGACUAUCGGGGAGUGCCGCCGGGCUACAACAAUUACAACAAGAUCAUGAGAGUGGCGCACGAAAGUUAGCCGCUGUUGCAUUGAGCAUACUACGGACCACUCUGGAGCAUCUUGAGGAUCCUAUAAGUCUCAAUGGCCCGUGGUGGCGGAAGACAUGUCUUGCAGCGUGGCAUCUCUGGAAAAAUGGUCGCCCAAGUAUGGAUGCGGCCAUUGUUAGUUUCCUGCUUUUGACCCUAAGCGAAAUUUCGACGGUUCUAUCGCAAGAGAUUGGAAGCGGAACGUGCAAAGAGUUAUGCAUACAAAAUGCAUUUGAUAACAUACAGCAUAUGAUACGGUCUUAUACGACUCGCAUUAGCCAGAACCUCGCAUCACAUAUUUUGUCCAAGGACGAGAACAGCAAGACCAAGCGGAAUAGAUUCACCAUUCUAGCUCUAUCAUGCAGCUCGACCAUCCGCGAAUGCAUCGUUCAAUCCGCGCUUGCCUCCGGGGCACCGCUCAUCAACAUCCACGUCCUCGAAUCCCGUCCCUUAUUCGAAGGUGUAUCAAUGGCCGCAUCGAUUGUAUCAAGAUUUGAAGCUCUACCAAUACCGCGCCCACAAGUCCGCGUGACCAUAUUUACCGAUGCAUCUGUAGCCCAGGCUGCUAUGGAAGUCGACCUUCUCCUCCUAGGUGCGGAUCGGAUAGCAGCAGACGGGUCCGUGAGCAAUAAAACGGGAUCACUUCCAGCUGCUCUGAUGGUGCACCACAUGGAACCAGCAGCAGAGACAAUUGUCGUCAGUGAAAUCUACAAGGUCGCUACGGAACCGAGCAACCAGCAUAACGUGGAGAAUAACGAGGCGUCAGAAGUCAUGAAUGCCUGGAAACAGAAUGAUAAAGUCAAGGGGCUGGACAUUGUCCAGGAUCGUCUUGAGAGUGAUGAUGCUGGGCAUGGACAGGCAACGGUGAAUGUACAGAAUGUGUAUUUUGAAUGGGUACCACCUAGUUUGAUUAACACAUAUAUUUGCGAGAAUGGGUUGAAGACACCGGAGGAUUUUCAGAGACAGGCGCAGUGGGUAUCGGAACAGUGCGAGGUGUAUUUUGGGAUAUGUUGAUUUGGACGCGUAUACAUAUACCUAUACGAACUUGAUUUUCUAG